Messenger RNA from Penicillium samsonianum, 1524 nucleotides. RefSeq names its product glycoside hydrolase family 76 protein. The record is from RefSeq and is a predicted model, not a curated record. Gene Ontology annotation, molecular function: mannan endo-1,6-alpha-mannosidase activity. Gene Ontology annotation, biological process: fungal-type cell wall biogenesis; carbohydrate catabolic process. The annotation marks the transcript as partial. The transcript has 5 exons. NCBI's taxonomy places the organism in Eukaryota, Fungi, Ascomycota, Eurotiomycetes, Eurotiales, Aspergillaceae.
UUAUUCUUGGCCACUUCGAUCAUACUGAGCGCAAUGAUGUUUCAAGGUGCCGGGCAUAUGGCCAUAGUGGCCUUGCACAUUCUACCGUUUACCAGCCAUGUCUACGCGCUUGACCUGAAUGUUGACGACCAGGAAUCUAUCAAAGAUGCCGGGAGCACCGCCGCCUACAACAUGAUGACAUGGUACAAAGGAAAUGGGACAGACAACCCGGGUUUCAUCUCAAGAUCCUGGUGGGAAGGGGCUGCUUUGUUUCUGGCAUGUCUUAAUUAUUGGCAUGCUACUAACGACACAACCUAUAACGAAGAAGUCAGCGUCUCGUUGCAACAUCAGGGGGGUUCGGGCGGAGACUAUAUGCCUUCGUGGGCGAUAGGCGUAGGAAAUGAUGAUCAAAUGUUCUGGGGCCUCGCGGCGAUCACAGCAGCAGAAUACAAACUGCCGAAUCGUCCAAGUGGUGACACCUGGCUCACCCUUGCUGAGCGUGUUUUCUAUAACCAGAAAAGUCCACAGGGAGGGGGGUGGGACACAAGUAUUUGCGGAGGUGGCCUUCGCUGGCAGAAAGAUGUGUGGCAAAGUGGUUAUACUAUGAAGAACGCAGUGUCAAACGGUGGCUUUUUUAUGCUUGCAGCGCGUCUCGCUUGGUAUACCCAAGAGGAAGAGUACGCUAUAUGGGCUGAGAAAGUCUGGGACUGGUCUACCACUGUGAAUUUGGUCGAUAAUAAAACCUGGGCGGUGGCAGAUAGUGUUAGGGCAGGCUCGGGGGGGCCCGAUGGCUGUGGCCUUCCUGACAGCACCCGGUGGACCUACAACUAUGGUACCUAUCUGUCUGGUGCUGCUUAUAUGUAUGCCCUUACGAACGAUAGUAAGUGGCUUAACAUCACAAAUAGCCUGAUGGAGUCAUUGUUUACUACAUUUUUCCUACCUGAAUACGGAGGUGUGAUCACAGACCGGUGCGAACCUUCGGGCCAAUGCUAUAAAGACGCGAAUUGGCCAAUUUUCAAAGGCCUUACAGUGUCAUGGCUUGCAGAUAUUGCAUUGAUCAUCCCUUCCCUUAAGGAGAAGAUCCUACCAAAACUUCAAGUCUCUGCCGAGGGCGCUGCAAAGUCAUGCACCGGCAAUGGCCAAAACCUCUGUGGUAACCGCUGGUGGUACGGCGGGUACGAUGGACAAAAUUCAAUGGAGAAUGCAAUCAGUGGUAGUCAGAUGAUGAGUGCUAUUAUGGUGAAAUUCCUCGACUCAUCCUCAAAACCAGUCUCGACAGCAACAGGAGGAAACGGCACAAGCGACCCGAGUGCUGGUACUGGGGAAAGUUCGGGGCCUGCACAAUUGCCCCCUGUCACAACGGCAGAUAGAGCAGGAGCUGGAAUUCUGACAGUGCUUUUCGUGGCUAGUAUGAUAGGCGGGGUGGUCUUUUUGUUUCGUGGCCCCUGAGCCCUCCUAGAAUAAGCAUAGGCGAAGCUUACUGGCCGAUGUAUAUUUUGAGUUUCACAAUGAAUCAGAAGCCGAUUCGCAUCUUUUUGAUCUACA